Messenger RNA from Echinops telfairi (small Madagascar hedgehog), 5365 nucleotides. It is a transcript of the gene LTBP1, whose product is annotated as latent transforming growth factor beta binding protein 1. The record is from RefSeq and is a predicted model, not a curated record. Gene Ontology annotation, molecular function: calcium ion binding. Lineage: Eukaryota; Metazoa; Chordata; Mammalia; Afrosoricida; Tenrecidae. The coding region runs from base 98 to 4537 and encodes 1479 amino acids. The transcript has 34 exons.
UGUCUGCGGAGGGCAGUGCUGCCAUGGCUGGAGUAAGGCCCCUGGCUCCCAGAGGUGCACCAAACCAAGCUGUGUUCCUCCAUGCCAGAAUGGAGGGAUGUGUCUGCGGCCUCAACUGUGUGUGUGCAAGCCAGGGACCAAGGGCAAAGCCUGCGAGACCGUCACCACUCACGACACCGCGUCCACAGCAGUCGCUGGAGGGCAGGGCUCUGGGCCUGCUUCCAACUGGAUCUCUCUGGAGCCAGCAUCAAAGCACACACCGUCUAAGAAGGCAGACCCUCUACCCAGAGUCAGCCCUGUGGCCCAGAUGACCUUGACCCUCAAGCCGAAGCCUUCCAUCGGACUCUCCCAGCAGAUCCUGAAUUCUCAAAUGACCCCCCUGUCCUCCCAGAACGUGAUGAUUCAUCAUGGCCAGACCCAGGAGUAUGUGAUCAAGCCCAAGUACUUCGCGGCUCAGAAGGUGAUCUCGGGAGAACAGGCCACAGAAGGCGUGUUCCCUUUAAGAUACGGGCAGGAUCGAGUCGCUGUACCUUUUCAGGUGAGUAACCACUCGGGCCGCAUCAAGGUGGUCUUUACUCCGAGCAUCUGUAAAGUGACCUGCACCAAGGGCAGCUGUCGGAACAGCUGCGAGAAGGGCAAUACCACCACCCUCAUUAGUGAGAACGGCCACGCCGCCGACACGCUGACGGCGACCAACUUCAGAGUGGUAAUUUGCCAUCUUCCAUGUAUGAAUGGUGGUCAGUGCAGCUCCAGGGACAAAUGCCAGUGCCCGCCCAACUUCACGGGGAAGCUGUGUCAGAUCCCAGUCCAUGGACCCAGUGUGCCUAAACUUUAUCAACAGUCUCAGCAGCCAGGCAAGGCGCCGGGGACGCACGUUGUCCACUCCACACAUACUUUGCCUCUUACCAUGACUAGCCAGCAAGGAGUCAAAGUAAAAUUUCCUCCCAACAUUGUCAAUAUCCACGUGAAGCACCCUCCUGAGGCUUCAGUCCAGAUACACCAGGUGUCCAGAAUCGAUGGCUCGACCGGCCAGAAGGUGAAGGAAGCCCAGCCAGGACAAUCCCAGGUCUCUUACCAAGGGCUCCCCGUCCAGAAGACCCAGACGGUGCAUUCCACCUACUCCCAUCAGCACGUCAUCCCUCACAUCUACCCUGUGACUGCCAAGACGCAGCUUGGCCGGUGCUUCCAGGAAACCAUCGGGUCACAGUGUGGCAAACCCCUCCCUGGCCUUUCAAAACAAGAGGACUGCUGUGGGACCGUGGGCACCUCGUGGGGCUUUAACAAAUGCCAGAAAUGCCCCAAGAAACCAGCUUAUCAUGGACACAACCAAAUGAUGGAAUGUCUACAAGGUUAUAAGCGGGUGAACAACACCUUUUGUCAAGAUAUUAAUGAAUGCCAGCUACAAGGUGUGUGCCCUAAUGGUGAGUGUUUGAAUACCAUGGGCAGCUACAGAUGCACCUGCAAAAUGGGCUUUGGGCCGGAUCCUACUUUUUCAAGUUGCAUCCCGGAUCCCCCUGUGAUUUCUGAAGAGAAAGGGCCCUGUUACCGACUGGUCAGCAACGGAAGGCAGUGUAUGCACCCUCUGUCUGUUCACCUCACCAAGCAGCUCUGCUGUUGUAGCGUGGGCAAGGCCUGGGGCCCCCACUGUGAGAAAUGUCCCCUCCCAGGCACAGCUGCUUUUAAGGAAAUCUGUCCUGGUGGAAUGGGUUAUACAGUUUCUGGCGUUCAUAGACGCAGACCAAUCCAUCACCAUGUAGGUAAAGGACCUGUAUUUGUCAAGCCACAGACCACUCAACCUGUUGCUAAAAGUACUCAUCCUCCACCUCUCCCAGCAAAGGAAGAGCCAGUGGAGGCCCUGACCUUCUCCCGGGAACACAGGCCAGGAGUGGCGGAGCCAGCAGUGGCAACAGCGCCCUCUGAGAAGGAAAUACCCUCACUGAGUCAAGAGAGGACCAAACUUGAGCCUGGUCAACCUCAGCUCUCUCCAGGAGUCUCAACUAUCAACCUGCACCCACAGUUUCCAGCAGUGAUUGAAAAAACGUCACCACCUGUACCUGUAGAAAUAGCUCCUGAAGCGUCUACUUCAAGUGCCAGCCAAGUCAUUGCACCUACUCAAGUAACCGAAAUCAAUGAAUGUACUGUGAACCCUGACAUCUGCGGAGCAGGACACUGCAUUAACCUGCCCGUGAGGUACACGUGCAUAUGUUACGAAGGUUACAAGUUCAGUGAGCAACAGAGGAAAUGUGUUGAUCUCGAUGAAUGCACUCAAGUCCAGCGCCUCUGCUCCCACGGGCGCUGUGAAAACACUGAGGGCAGUUUCUUGUGUAUUUGCCCGGCAGGAUUCAUGGCCAACGAGGAGGGCACGGACUGCAUAGAUGUUGAUGAGUGCCUGCGGCCAGAUGUCUGCGGGGAAGGGUACUGCGUCAACACCAUGGGGGCCUUCCGCUGCGAGUACUGCGACAGCGGGUACCGCAUGACCCGCAGAGGCCACUGCGAGGAUAUUAAUGAAUGUUUGAGUCCAAGUAACUGCCCGGAGGAGCAGUGUGUGAAUUCUCCAGGAUCUUACCAGUGUGUCCCCUGCACCGAAGGGUUCCGAGGCUGGAAUGGACAGUGCCUUGAUGUGGAUGAGUGCUUGGAAGCAGGUGUCUGCACAAACGGGACUUGUUCCAACCUGGAAGGCUCUUACACAUGUUCCUGCCACAGCGGCUACAGCCCCACGCCGGACCAUAAGCACUGCACAGAUACUGAUGAAUGCCAGCAGGGCAACCUGUGCCUAAAUGGGCAAUGCAAAAACACCGAGGGCUCCUUCAGGUGUACCUGUGGGCAGGGGUACCGGCUGUCCAGCGCGAAAGACCAGUGUGAAGAUAUUGAUGAAUGCCAGCCCCGGCACCUCUGCACUCACGGGCAGUGCCGGAACACGGAGGGCUCUUUCCAGUGUGUUUGUGACCAGGGUUACAGAGCGUCUGCCCUCGGAGACCAUUGUGAAGAUAUCAACGAGUGCUUGGAGGACCGUCAAAUUUGCCAGGGAGGAGCCUGCGUCAACACCGCCGGGUCUUAUGACUGCACUUGCCCACCUGGCUUCCAGCUCAGUGGCAGUAAAAGAUGCCAAGAUAUAAAUGAAUGUGAACAACCAGGGCUCUGUGGUCCUCAUGGGGAGUGUCUAAACACAGCUGGCUCUUUUCAUUGUGUCUGCGAACAGGGCUUCUCCAUCUCUGCAGGUGGCCCCACAUGUGAAGAUAUUGAUGAAUGUGUAAACAACACUAUUUGUGACAAUCACGGGUUUUGUGACAAUACGGCUGGCUCCUUCCGCUGCCUCUGUUAUCAGGGCUUUCAAGCCCCACAGGAUGGGCAAGGGUGUGUGGAUGUGAACGAAUGUGAACUGCUCAGUGGCGUGUGUGGCGAAGCCUUCUGUGAAAACGUGGAGGGGUCGUUUCUGUGCGUGUGUGCAGAUGAAAACCAGGAGUACAGCCCCAUGACUGGGCAGUGCCGCGCCCGGGUCUCCGAAGAUGUCGCUGUUGAUCAACCCAAAGAAGAAAAGAAAGAAUGCUACUAUAAUCUGAACGAUGCCAGUCUCUGUGACAAUGUCCUGGCCCCCAACAUCACCAAGCAGGAGUGCUGCUGCACCUCAGGCGCUGGGUGGGGUGAUAACUGUGAGAUCUUCCCCUGUCCGGUCUUGGGGACUGCUGAAUUCACAGAAAUGUGUCCUGGAGGAAAAGGGUUUGUUCCCACAGGAGAGUCCUCUCCCGGAUCUGGUGGCCAGAACUACAAAGAUGCGGAUGAAUGCUUACUGUUUGGACAAGAAAUCUGCAAAAACGGCUUCUGUCUGAACACCCAGCCUGGGUAUGAGUGCUACUGUAAGCAGGGGACUUACUAUGAUCCUGUGAAACUGCAGUGCUUCGAUAUGGAUGAAUGCCAAGACCCCAACAGUUGUAUUGAUGGCCAGUGUAUUAAUACCGAAGGUUCUUAUAACUGCUUCUGUACCCAUCCCAUGGUCCUGGAUGCCUCCGAGAAGAGAUGUAUACGGCCAGCUGAAUCGAAUGAAUUUGGUCAGCAAGCCUUUCUUCGGAGGAGCUCUAAUGAGCUCUUCAACGCGCAGGACACGUGGCUGUGUGGACCACUGUUCGACGUGCGAGAUGACUACGCCCAGCUGUGCAAUAUCCCCAUGGUGGGCCACCGGCGGCCGUACGGACGGGAUGCCCUGGUUGACUUCAGCGAGCAGUACACGCCAGAAGCCGAUCCCUACUUCAUCCAAGACCGUUUUCUGAACAGCUUCGAGGAGCUGCAGGCGGAGCAGUGCGGCAUCCUCAACGGCUGUGAGAACGGCCGCUGCGUGCGGGUGCAGGAAGGCUACACCUAUGUGAAUGAAUGUGAUGAGUUGAACACCCGCAUGUCUCUCUGCAAGAAUGCUAAGUGCAUCAACACAGAAGGUUCCUACAAGUGUUUGUGUCUGCCAGGCUACGUACCAUCGGACAAGCCUAACUACUGCACCCUGUUGAACACCACCGUGAAUUUAGAAAAAGACAGCGAGCUAGAGUAACAGAGAAUCUGCUUAGCCUAAGCCCAUAUACUCUGCACUGUGUAAAGGAAAAGGGAGAAUUGUAUUAUACUUGAGACUUUGUGCCUAACCCUGAAUGUUGGACCUGCUCAUCCGUAGAAGAGAAGGAGAAGAGUUAGUGCGAGCCUGAAUGGUGUGGCAGACCAAAUGGACAUUUCUCUGGAAAAAAACAAAAGCAAAAAACCAGUAUAUAUAGUCUGUUCAUAUGUAAAAUUCAGUGGAAAUGAGGGGGAACAGUGCUGUUAUUUUAAACAGAAGGUUGUAUUAUUGUAUUGGGUUUGUUUUGUUUUUUGUUUUGUUUUGUUUUUCACUAUUGCUUGAUUAAAUUUGGCUUUUAAAUAGUGGUGGACAUAUUUUAUAUACUUUUUUUGGGUUGUUCAGUUCCUUGGCUACUGUUUUUGUUUUGCUUUUCUCUUCAGAUUGAAAAAAGUCUAAAUGCACAGUCUUGGAUGAAAUAUUGCUAAACUGUAUUAUAAGUCUGUACGCAGGGUUGUGCUCUGCCUCCCUGGAACGUUUUAAACAUUCUAGUGUCUGUCCUGUGGAGCAGGCGGUGGCUUUGUGUCAAAAUUUGUAUACACAUUUGGAAAAAAUACUUUAUCUUUACAGUGUGUUGUCUGAUUCCAACGUCCACACUCUUGGCCAAACUGCCAGCAGGCAACAAGAGGAACCCUUUGCUACAUUGAGAUGCAAGACCGAAUGAGCUGACAUUCGUACUGUAAUAUGAAAUGUUUUAAACUGCGAACUCGAUGGUCCCCCAUCUACUUACCAUUGUAUGUUAAACCAAAAUAAAUCACCAUUUUCUAGAAAACA